AUGGCGUCCCGUUUCUCGAGCCUGAGAAGGCCCGUCGCCAUCGCCGCCGCCGCCGCCACUGGUGGUGUCGUCGCCUACUCGACUUUCCUCAGCGGUCGCGGGGCUCACAGCUUCGACAAGCCGCUUGUGGAGCUGAAGCGCGACAACCAGGGCAAGAUCGUGCCGCCCUCGUUCCCCUCCACCAAGGAUCGCGCCUCUCAGCUGGCCGACCUGCGCGCUCACAACUCUGAUGCUCAGGAGUACGACCUGCUCGUCAUUGGUGGUGGUGCUACCGGUACCGGUAUUGCUCUCGAUGCCGUCACCCGCGGCCUGAAGGUCGCUCUUGUCGAGCGCGACGACUUCUCCGCCGGCACCUCGUCCAAGAGCACCAAGCUCGUCCACGGCGGUGUCCGCUACCUCGAGAAGGCCGUCUGGAACCUUGACUACUCCCAGCUCGAGCUCGUCAUGGAGGCUCUCCACGAGCGCAAGACCUUCCUCAACGUCGCCCCGCACCUGUCCUCGUCCCUGCCUAUUCUCCUGCCCAUCCAGAAGUGGUGGCAGACCCCCUACUUCUGGGCCGGCACCAAGGCCUACGAUCUCCUCGCCGGUUCCCAGGGUCUCGAGAGCUCCUACUACGUCUCCACGAACAAGGCCCUCGAGGCCUUCCCCAAGCUGCGCCGCGACAACAUGGUUGGUGCUCUGGUCUACUACGACGGCCAGCACAACGACUCCCGCAUGAACGUCUCCCUCGCUCUGACCGCUGCGCUCUACGGCGCAACCGUCGUCAACCACGUCGAAGUCACCUCUCUGGAAAAGAACUCUAACGGCAAGAUCACCGGCGUCAAGGUCCGCGAUGUCAUGACUCCCGGCGGCGACGCCUUCACCGUCCGCGCCAAGGGUGUCAUCAACGCGACCGGCCCCUUCGCUGACGCCAUUGAGCGCAUGGACAACCCCGAACGCAAGCCCAUUGUUGCCCCUGCCUCGGGCGCCCACAUCAUGCUGCCUGGUGACAUCUGCCCCAACGGAAUCGGUCUGCUUGACGCUGCUACCUCGGACGGUCGUGUCAUCUUCGUGCUGCCUUGGCAAGGAUACACUCUGGCUGGAACCACGGACAAUGCUGCCCCCGUCGAGCGUGAGCCCAUCGCCCGCGAGGACGAUAUCAAGUUCAUUCUCAAGGAGGUCAACAAGCUCAUCACCCCCGAAUCCGCCCUAACCCGCUCUGAUGUUCUUGCUGCCUGGUCUGGAAUCCGCCCCUUGGUCAAGGACCCCAACGCCAAGAACACCGAAUCUCUCGUCCGCUCCCACCUCGUUACCGUCUCCGACUCCGGCCUGCUUACCUGCGCCGGCGGCAAGUGGACCACCUACCGCCAGAUGGCCGAGGACGCCGUCGACGAGGCCAUCACGACCUUCAAGCUCCAGCCCAAGCCCGUCACGCUCCCUGAUAUCUCCGGUGCCGGUCUCCCCGCCUUCACCACCACCGGCAAGUGCAUCACCACCAACAUUCCCCUUGUCGGUGCCCACGGUUUCUCCAAGCACCUGCCCAGCCACCUCAUUUCGCAGUUCUCCCUCGACGUUGAUGUCGCGAACCACCUGGCCCACAACUACGGCGACCGCGCCUGGUCCGUCGCCGCUGUCUCUUCCGAGCGCAUCAUCCCCAACUUCCCCUUUGUCGUUGGCGAGAUCCGUCACGGUGUCCGCGCCGAGGCCGCCUUGACCGCUACCGACCUGAUCUCCCGCCGCACCCGUCUCGCCUUCCUGGAUGCCGAGUCUGCCCUCCGCGCCUUGCCCCGCGUCAUUGACGUUAUGGCUGAGGAGCUCGGCUGGAACGAGGCCCGCAAGAACAAGGAGUGGACCGAGACGGUCCACUUCCUCCAGUCGAUGGGUCUGUCCGCCGACAAGCUCAACGUCACCCGCGAGGAGGUCCUCAGCAGUGGCGGCGCCAAGUCGGGGUACGCCCCCAAGGCCCAGGUCGCCGCCUCCGCCAGCGGCUUCAAGACCGGUCUGGGCGACAUCCAGGCUGGUGGUGCCCUGGCACGCAACAUCACUGAGGCAUAA
Messenger RNA from Colletotrichum spaethianum, 2034 nucleotides. Its product is annotated as glycerol-3-phosphate dehydrogenase, mitochondrial. NCBI's taxonomy places the organism in Eukaryota, Fungi, Ascomycota, Sordariomycetes, Glomerellales, Glomerellaceae. Gene Ontology annotation, cellular component: glycerol-3-phosphate dehydrogenase (FAD) complex; mitochondrion. Gene Ontology annotation, molecular function: glycerol-3-phosphate dehydrogenase (quinone) activity. Bases 1 to 2034 code for a protein of 677 amino acids. The record is from RefSeq and is a predicted model, not a curated record. Gene Ontology annotation, biological process: glycerol-3-phosphate metabolic process. The transcript has 2 exons.